CAGUAAGUAGGUUGCAUGGUUUAAAGGCCUUAAACAAAUGAACCUGUGAUUGUCCUGUGCAGCUAUUAAACUUUACAUUGUACAUUUCAGAAACUCUCCCAAUGUGCUUUGCAUGUUCUGUCAACCUGAACAGCUGCACCAACCUAACAUUUCACUGUGGUUCUCAACAUGACAGGCAGCUGCAUAUUAGGCACCAACAGCUUCGUUGCUAACAGCACAGAGCCUGGCCUAUGUUUGUGCAAGGAAAAGGUCUGUAAUUUUGACUCCAUGGUUACAGUUACAGUAGGCAAGUUUUAAUCCAAGGGUUUUAAACAAACUAUGCAGGCUCAACAGAAAAAAAAACCCUGUUAAAAAACAGGUCGUGCUGUGCUUUUUUGUUGUGUUAAUUGUUGUGCUGUGAUGCAAGUGCCAAAUUAAUGAAACUGUUGUCAUUAAUCUCCAGAUUUCACAGCAUGGGCAACAGAAAAACAAAAAGAUAGUUUGGAAAACACGGAUUUGACCUUAGAACACUAUCGCUGGGUGAUUUUCACCAGACCAAACAUGUUUACGUGUUUUUCAUUAUGUUGCAUUUGUCUGAGUAUCAUGGGUCCCUGGGUAGCUUCAGCACUGCCUUUGACACCUUUGAGGGAAUAUUUGUUUCCCUGAUCCAAAACCUGCUUUUUCCUACAGGCACAUGUUCCGGUGAUUUUCACCUGGCAAUAGUCAUAGAUCGUAAAGUAGGUUUGGGUGGAUUUGAUAGCUGCAUGUAGGCGAAUAAGGUCAGUAAGAGUGGUCCUAAAAUCUGCAUGGUAUCUUUAUUUAGCACAGUGAUUAUGAACAACUAUCACAAAGUAGUGAUUUUCAAGGGAAUUCAUACGGUGAUAAGAAAUAUUUUAGUCAGCUGGUCAUUUUCUUUAAAUUCUCAAAAUAUGCCAUAUUCUCGUUCUCUCUCCUGCAGCUGUUAUUGUGCCAAAGACCCGGAGUCUUCACCAGGGAAGACUCACAUGCCCCGGGAAUGUGGAAAAGAAACUAAGUUGACAGUUUCUACAUGUUUUUUCUUUUAGGAAUUUUUUGUUCAUGAUGGCCUAAGUUCAGUUAUUUUGUUGCAUUUUUAUAUUGUCUCCUCAUGGCACUUUUUUCCUUCCCUUUGGACAGUGCACAGUUAAAAGUAAAAGAAAACUACUUUAAUUUGUCAUGUGUUGUCCUAUUUUGAUAUAUUUUGAUGUCAAGUACUUUUUCUUGGGUACAUUAUUUUGGGUAAAAAUCACCCGGCGAUAGUGAUGGUGUUACUAAUUUUAGCGAUAGUGUUCUAGGGUUAAAGAGUCGUAAAAAACACAAGAGAAAAAAUCUUAUCUUCCUACAAACAAUUCAACUUAUACAUUAUUUACACCAGGAGAGUGAGGAAGACAUUAGGGGUCUAUUGAGUUCAAAGAGUCCUAUUUAACCUCUGCUCUUUCUGUAUCUACAGACCAGCUCUAAAAACAGAUAAGAAAGCUUUGAGGCUGGGGUCAAACAGGGGGCUACAGUGAAGACAUUUCUGAUUUGGGGGACUUCAGUGUCUUUAUGUGAAGAAAUAGUGAGUCUAACCUCAUGUUGUGCCACGGCUUAGCUCCACCCUCAGCUCCAGUCCUGAUUUUCAGGACUGGUUACCUCUAGUCUGGAAAAUUAUAUGGAGAGAGAGCGAGAGAGAGAGAGAGAGAGAGGUCCCAGCUCCAUGCUCCAUCCCUGGUGUUCUUGCUUUCCCCGUCUUUGUCCCCGGAACUUGCACUCACUCCUGGGUGUCCACUAGGGUUUUUUGCUCGCAUCUGGAUCCCAGUACGGACUAUCGUACAGUUGAGUGUCCCGUCUCACAGAAACCACGGCCUCCGCAACUUUGAAAAGAGAGCAAGAAAAGACGAAAGGAGAGAAGAAGAAAACACAAACUACCCCGGCUACUUCACACCGACACCUCUACUCUCGUGGUUUGAGCUGGAUCCUCGUCGAGACUGUGAAGUGUGAACUUUGUGAUUCUUUUCUUGAAGUGACCAAAGUUUCUGCGCCUUCAAAACUUUUUAAACUCGUUUCUUCGCUUUCGUUACGCUCAAGUCUGGACCUCGAUACUUACCUCUUGUAGCCCAGCAUUACACUUUCGACGCUGUGUGUGUGUUGAAGGUUUAUUUCGGUGUUUUCCCCCCUCUCAGAGUGGUUUCAGAGCUGCUGUGAAUGAAGAAGUAUCUGUUGAGCUGAAGAAAUCAGCGCGUCUCCAUGAGGAAACUCAGCGUGGGAGUCGCUGAAACUUUGUCCUAGCUUACACACACACACACACCUGAGCGAACAUUUUCUAAUUCUCUGCAGGUAUUUUUUCCACCUUUUUUUGUUUGUCACCGACACAACAUGAAGACGCUUUUGGUGCUGUGUGUAGCCUGCACGGUGGUUUUGUCGUCCGCUUCGGGGACUGCGGAGCAAAAGUUGAAAAACUGCAACGAAGUUCGUGUUGCUUACAGCUCCAAAGGCUUCAACGCCAACGAUGUCCCUAACAAAGGAGUCAGCGGUGAGUUUUCAUGCCUUUACUUCACUUUAACUCCUCACUCUUUUUCUUUAAUCCACUGAAGUAUACGCUGGUGGUUCCCAAAGUGGAGUUCGGGGACUCCUCACGGGUCCUCAUAAGGUGGCCCGGUGGUCCUGAAGUUAAUGAGAACUUUAGAAAGUUUGCAACUUUAGCUUAACAUAGGACUGGGUAAAGGUCAGUCAUGUUUCUUUCAGGUACUUAGUAUCCAGCAGUACUGCGAAAGUAGACAGCGGCACCGACUUCAGGCUGUUAUGUAUUCAUGAUGGUUUUCAUCAAGAAUCUCCUCAGAAUGGUCUGAAGAUGAAGAUCUAAUAGUACAGAAAGACAGUAAAACUGACAGUUUUAAAUGUAGUUUUUGUGCCUCUGACAGCCUCCGCAAGUAAAUGUUUUUCUUCAUACAAGCACAGUGCUUUCUCAUGUGUUAAAAGUUACAGUACAUUGUUAAGUUGGGGGAAAGUAGCUGUGAAACAUUUGGGGAUAAAUUCUUCAGCCAAAUGUGCUGUUGGCAACCAUCCACUGCAGCUCUGGGUAAAUAUAGUCCUCAUAGGAAAUACUUCUAGGUAAUUCAUAACAAUAAAGAAGUAUAAUCAACACACAGGCUCUGUUCCCCACUGAAAGAAGCCAGGCCUGUGUUUAUUUCCCGGCUUCCUUAACAGAGACUCCUAUGGCUGUGAACUGCAGGCAGCCUGCCAUGGUUUACUAAACACUCCUGUGCUCUGUGAAGAAAUAUGACAGGUCCUUUUGUAUUUUAUUUCACUUAGUUUUAACUUUCCGGGAUAGUUUGAUUUGGCAUAACAUAUGCAUUGCAAGCACAUGUCCUUCUUCUACUUCUACCUCAGCAGGACAGGAUGUAACACACCAACUAAGAACACUAGGAAAGAAAUCGGACCUGCUCAAACUACAGCAGUAGAGAGGUGAUAAGGCAAAUCAAUUUAGCUAAUCAAGAGUUAAACCAAAGUGAUGGAAACAUACAUAGGGGGGCUUACAGUGGAGGCUUGUGGGGAGCAGGGGGAUGGGGGUUGGGGUUUGAAAUUCCACUGUGCUUCGCAUACUUUAAAUCCCUCCCCUCUCUCAUUUCCCUUUCAUUUUUUAUGGUGGUUUGAAUGAAUAUGCACACACAGAUUCAAAACCCAUAAUCCAGUCAGGUUUGGUUUGCUGUGGUUUUCAAACAAUGUAGAUGUAGGUCUUCCCGGCUUUGUGGCUGUCAAGUUGGGGUCUUGAGUUCUUUCUUUUUUAGAGUAAUGCUGGUACACAUCCAAGAGCAGCCAAUCUGUGCGAGGUCUCUUUACUGUGUGGAUAUCAUUCAACAGUUAUGAAGGAUUUGACGCUUAGAAAGUUCAAACCAUCUAUUUCUGUUGAUGCCACGCUGGCUCAUCAGAAUUUAAGUUAUAAUUUAGUGUCAAAGAGGCAGUAAAGCCUGGUUUUCUCACAUUUAACACAGCCCCGAGGCUCUUGUUUUCUGCGAGGAUAUCUUUGUGGUGCCAAAUUUCAUUUGGACUAUCCCCAACAUGUCUGCAGUGGUCAGGUAAAACUUUCUUGAAUCUCUGGCUUUCAAAGAAGGGUCUAAUUGGAGGCAGUUUUAUCGUGUAGAUUUGUCUGCCUUACACCUUUUUUCUUGCAAUGAAUUCCUGAUUGGGCAGCCCUUUUGUUAUUGAAAGAGACCAAGAUAAUUGAUCUAUAGAAAGCAACGAGGUCUACUGUCAUUAAAGAGAAUCUGGGGUCUCAACAAAACAAGAAGCAGCUACAGAAGCGCUGCUUUCUUUCAACAGUUUAUGUUGCUGACCCCAGAUUUGUGGCCAAAAGUUUGUAGGUACUCUUCUGUCCUUUUGUAACGGGUCAAAGUCCAAAAAACUCAGUUCUUCCCUGACAAAGACAAAGUUAAAACUGAACUACAUGUGUGGUACAGACAAGUUCAAGUGCCAGUUCCCUGCACAAAUAUUUCAAUGUAAGUCAGUAAUUAUUAAAGAAGUUGCUGAUGGGUAAAACAUUCUCCCUCCAGGUGUGUCCAUGUCGGCAAAGAAAUCUUGAUAUUUUGUGGUUUUGCCAAUAACAACAACUGGUGAUAAUGUGCCUCCUUCAUCAGAUAGGUUUGUAAAAGUCUAGUGUGACAUUAGCCCGCGGUUAGCAGCAAGCUAAAGUAAGAACAUUAUUUCUGGAUAAAAAAUCAAAAUGAGUCACAAAAAAAACCAAAACAAAACUUGACGGUUGGUUGACCAGCCAUUCAUGAACCUUUGCAUAUCCUUCCAAAUUGAAAGUAAAACAAUCAGACUGUGAGCCGUCAUUUACAUGUUACAGCAGCUGCUCUUGGUCAUAGUCUGUCGAUUUUAGUUUUAUAUUCAAAGCCAAAUUAUCUCUAUUUUUUUAACUUCAGCUGUGCAGGCAGCUAUGCUUGUUGCGAUAUGUUGGUACUUUAUUACCUUCCAAUGUGCAGUAGGAUCCUCUUAACAACAACUGAGAUACCAUAUUACAGAAAUAUGUCACACCCCAACUGACCACACAUACAAACUUUUAAUAUUGCACACAUUUAGUCAUUUUCAGGGACCUCUUGAGCCAACUUUAACUGCGUGAGUUGAAGAGAAGCCAUACUUUGUAUGUUUCUCAGUAUUUCUGCCAGUUGUCACAGAAGAUGUAGUUUAUGAAACGCUUAUCUCCUUUGAUAUAACCAUCAUGCACAGAUAAACAAAAUAUGAGACUUAUUGGAGACGCAGGGUUUAAAACUUGCCUUUCUGUAACUGCAAACAUCUUGUGUUGUUGUUGGCGGUGCAGAGAUAAGAAUGUUUGUUACCAUUCAUAUUACAGGCAGGCUCAGCUGAAGCCAACUUGAGAUUCAAUAAAGAUGUUUAUUUUUUUCAUGUAAAAGUGAAAUCAAGACCCCGUUUGCUUCUGUAGACAGAAUUCACUAAUGCAGAGGAAGAGCAGGCUCAGUUGGUAAAUUCCAAGUUGAUCCCAUGGUAUCAAUCUUUUACCGCUCACGUGGAAGCAGUUAAAGAUCUCAUUUCCAAGUUUCUUGUCUGCUUAAGGAUGAUUUGUUUUGGGCCUUUGGUUGAAUACCUCUCUCAAAAGGGGAGAUAAAUAACACUCAGUCUUUCUGAUGAAGGGUGAUCCUUUUGGGAAUCGCUCACAGUCUAAAUGUUGGUUUUACAGACUUAACCCAUCCUUUGAUAGAAGGUGGUAUAUCUUUCUUAAUGGUUCAAGGUGAGACUCUCUGCAUAUCAAACGAGAACUUUGAAGCACUUCUGCGCUGUUGCAUCAUGGACCCGCUCUUCAAGCUCAGCCUGAAAGCAGCACGGUUAACACUGACCAGAUUGGUAUCUGACAUGUCAAAGGCCUCUUAUUUCAGGGCCAGACAGGUCCUGAGCUUCCCUUUUUUCUACAGCUCCUUUAGCCAAAUCUGUUUUGGUUUACUCUGGCAGUCAGGCUUGAUGUCAUGCUUCAGGUAUGGGACAAUAGCAGAGAUCAAAGAGAAGAGGGUUGUUUUUCCCCCCUUCAGUACGAGGAGCAUCCCCUGUUCAAAAUCAGUUCAGCGUAUUAUGACUGAAACUCAAAGCGUGCAUGACCUCAGCGUGUUGGCCUUUGGGUGAGCUGGAGACCUUCUACAGUCUCACAGUGUGAGGGCUCCUCCCCCCUUAGCUGAUGGCCCCAUACCCUGCAUCAUUAUGAUAAGGGAAAUAAUAGGUUGUGUUAUUGCAGUGACAUCCACCAGAUAAGACAAGAGCAGGGAACUGGGGCACCCACUUUUUAUGGCUCAGAGACCAAUAUUUGAGUGGCUCUGUGGCCUGGUAUGUCAAACACCUGUAAUCAUUAACUAGCAUACUACCAGCCAAGUGUCUUGACUUGCCUUUCAAGGUCAGUCCAAUAAAACUUCAACCCCACUCUUUGUUUUAUGUAAAACCCUGAGCAAGUCGACCCACAGAGAAUCCCUCCAGGGCUCCACACAUCGACGGAGUUACAUCACUUCAUUUUUAAAUACUUGUAAAAAACUAUAGAGAAAGACUUCACCAUCAUAUUCUUAGAAUAAUCCAGUUAAAUAUUUAAAGCAAAGUUGUAAUUUUCUCUCAGAUGUUCUCAUGUGAAGCAGACCAUGAGAUGACCUUUAAUAAAACCAUGUAGACCCACACAUAUAUUUAACUCCACACUCCUCCUGCUGUCACUUUCAAAAUGCACCACUGUCGAAUACUUUUCAUGUAGUUUUUAUUCAUCACUUGAAAGAACAUCACUCUGAGACCCAACUGGUUUUGUGCCAGACUUCAAGGGAUCAAACAGUCUGAGGUGAGCCAUCAGCAAGUCCCCCUCAGAGGUGUGGCUACAAACCAACGGUAAACUCACACGUUCAAGUCUGACUCAUGCUAGUAAAAAAGAGUUAGUCAUGGUGCAAAAUAUAAGCUUUAGAUUGGAUUAAAGGACACCAUGUUUGUAGAAACCUCUUUGAAACCAUUACCCACAUAAACACAGUCACAGCUUUAAAUUUAAAGAGACGUUCUAUUCUGGAUUUUAAACGUAAUCUUGUAAAAAGUACUUAUAAUAGUUGGUGUAAUAUGACUUCAGUCUGAGUAAAGUCAUUUUCUGCUCAUCAAUGUGCGCUUAGACUUAUAAGCUGCACAAAUAUUAAUGUAAUGAUAAUUUGAAGGCCAUUAUAAAUGUGUACGGGCUAACAUCAAAUACUCCCUCAGCAGACACAGUAAUCUCCGAUAACAUUCCUAAGUGAUGGGAUAUUCUUCGGAGCUUCCUCGAAGCCAUCCUAGCGCUUCUUUUCUCUUGCCUUAUAUGCCGAUUCUUGAAGUCAGUUGUUGACACUAAACUGAAAACUUGGAAAUGCCGGUAAUUUAGGUUGGAUCAGCAACUGUAGUAACACAAUAAUCUCAGCCUUCAUGACUGGCUGCAGCUUUUGUCAGCUUUCCUCCUAAAACAGGUACAGAUUACACAAAAAUGUAAAGAUGGGAAUGCUUGGAAGUGAUGUAUUCGGCAUUGAAAAGGCAACAGUUAUCAUUAAUGAUGUUGAAUUAUCUACUUUUACUUUUAUAGGUGGGUUAAUUUUUUUAUUCCCAUUGAAGAUACCCUAGUGUGCCGUGUGCAGCAGCUUACAGGCUCAGUUGCUUGUAAAAAAAGAGUUUCAUCCUCCAGCAGCACUGCAGCUUUGCUUGUGAUACAUUUUGACGAUUAUUUGUGUUUCAUGUGAGAUAGUUUCCUUCCUCCCUGAAUGUUAAAAGGUGUAGGACGGUGAGUUGGAGCUUCUCCCUGGAGGUUUCCUUGUUGAUCAGAUAAAAGCGGUGAUAAUGUGUUGGUUCCUGUUGCUCCCUGCCCUGUCUAUGUGACAUUCAUUCCCUGCUCGGUGAGCCUCCAGGAUAAUUGAGUUUAGAUAUCAUGAAGUUGAGGUCUUAUGAAGGGAUGGGGGGGGCUCGCUGUGACUUCUAGUGUCCAGAUGGGGCCAGAGAAGGGGGGGGCAGUUCCACGUGCCUGCCAGCUCCACCACUAUCUCGCCUCGGUAAUCAACUUCCUGCAAUCACAGAGUAGCAGCUUUCAGAGGGGGCUCUCCUGGUGUCCGGUUCUGCUCUGCAAGCAACACCAGCCUUAUCUUUGCUGCAAAAUAAACCGGCUUAUCACACAGAGUGCAAAAAUGAGGGCUAAACACGGAUGGAAUUUACAAAUGAUCCCAACACAACUUUUUUGUGAAUUGAUUAAAUGUCCUUGUAAAAUAUGAGAAUAAUGGUAGAUAUUUCUGGAGUUUGUGUGAACUACCUGUCAAUUGUGAUGAGAGCUGGUUUGGUCCCUUUGUUGAGAAAGUAUCUCAGUCAGACAUAGCUAAAGCACUUACAAAGAUUAACCAUCUGACACAGAAAUGUCUGAAGAGUUUAUUUCAGCUCACUCCUCUUUUCUAAAUCUAAUGGUGUAUUUUCAUAAUGUAAGCAUAUCUUGUGGACGACAGGUUGUGCCAUCAUGUAAAAAGCUGAACAUGUACUUUAAAGACCCACAUCCAUUUGGCUUUCUGACUUUGGUAACGUGCCGUACAGCAGGAGGCUCUUUGGUGAGCGGUGAAAACUUUAGCCAAACAUCGUGCAACAGAUGCUAUCUCUGAUACAGAAAGGUCUUGAGGUAUUGUUGGUACCAAGCUGUUUUCAGUGUCAAUCAUUGACCCAAAGGUGUCCAGCUCCUCCGCUACCGUGGGUGGAAACAUGCCCUCUUUCAGCUCAUUACGACUGGGUUGUGUCCAGGUAGGCGCACAUGUAACAGUCAGCAAAACCCAUUCACCAGAGGCUGACAGGAUGUACGUUGAGUGAUGAAACACAUUUUGUUCAUAUGAUACCGAAGUUUCAUCCCCUGUGCCUCCUUUCCUUGUUUGUUGAAGUUUUGUUUACUACCUGGUAUCCUAGCAGCACAUUCGUGCCAUCCAACUUCAGCGCAACCUUUGAAGCAUGUUCAAACUCUGAGGCCAGUUUUAGUUUGAUUGAGCCUCAGAGAAAACUGAUCCCUGUCAGAAUCAUCCAGGUUUCAAUAAAUCAGCUGUUUGAACAACGUGUAAAUGUGCAGACUUUUGAGAAGUACCUCAUGUGAUACAGCUUUCAAAAAACCCAAACUGUCCAUUUAAUGAUCAUGCAUGCAGACCAAAAGUCCUUCCAUCUUCCUGCAACACCCCCCCAACACACACACACGCUUCUUAAAAAUUGCAAAGUGAGCGGCAGACAAGAGGGGGUAGAUGCUGUGUGUGGGAACAAUUGAGUACCCCCUUUUAGGCUGGCCUGCCCCCCUCCACCACAUUCCACACCAGACCACCAAGACCUGCACACAGGGAGCCCUGGAGCUGGGAACACACAGCAACAAAGAGCGCUGGAGGAACCGACUGAGGUGUUCGGAGAAAAAGAGAGGGAGAUUUGACUGACAGGAAAGAUUAGUCAAACUGAAUAUCCCAGAGAUAAGGGGAGCGGGGCAGCAGGAUCCAGACAGUAACUGUAUGUUAAGGACACAUGCUCCGGGAAUCAGGGGAGGUAACUGCAGGCAUACAUGUGCUGUGACUCAUCGUUGUUCAGUCAUGCAGACAUGUUCAUACAGCCAGUAACCCCUCCACGAAUUCAUGUCUGUCUAACACAAAACAAGGUUUAACACAGCUUUUAGCACCUCAGGGUGAAUCUGUACGGGUCCUUUUCUGAUGCAAACUGUGUGAAAUCCUGAUCUGACUUUGUGGUUUUUUCAUACUUUGACUCGAGGGGAGAGACCCCCGAAAACUCCUUGUUAACACGUCCUGUUUGCGCGCUGUUAAAGUCAACCCUCUGCUUCCUGGUUCUGACUGACACAUCAGUCCAUUUUCUCCUCCACCAGCUCUCUUUUUAGCAGCUCCUCUGGGAGGUUGUGUUUCACUCCUAAUCUUUCCUUUCUCCACCAUCCCUCAGUGAUUUCCUCUCCUUUACCCAGUCAGUUGUGGGUUUGCUUGUGGUUUUGCUGCCAUGCUCCAUUCAGACAUUACAGCCUUUGCCCAAUGUUUGCUUUUUAUCUUUGUAGUUGUCUGUAGUUGAAAAGCUACAAAGGAUGACGCCUUUACCGGAACUAGACCACUCCUCGGAUAAACCCAAAUCUCCUUGUGGCUCUAUUGUUUCAUAAUCCUCUCUGAUAAAACACUGCCAAUAUCCCACCUCAACCUCUCUGCAUAAUUCAGCUCAUCUGACGUCUGUCUGUGGGCUGUGGUGUAAUUUUUCGGUUCCUCUGAUAUUUGAGCCUCCGUACAUCUCCUUUGUGUUGAUCACCCUAGUGCUGGUGUCACUCCACCAGCUGUGAGGAGUGUGGCGAGGGACUGUGGGCUCUGAUCUUAAGCUUCCAGGGGUGUAGUGUGGGCCCCGUUACCUGACAAGUCUUUGCAAGUGCUAGCUGCCAAUGUGGGGAGUGUGGUUAUGAUAGUGAUGUAACUCAAGCUAAGAUAACAGAUUUCCAAUAAAGCCACAGUGAGCCUGAUGUCUGCGAUGACGGUCGUGAUCACCAUUGUGAUUUGUGCGACUCGUCAGAGGCUCCUGUGGUUUAGCAGAGCGGCGAGGGAGCCGAGCCAGGGACUUGACUGGGUGUUUGGGCUGAAACCCCAGUGUUGGGUGCUGGCCAGAUGAGCUGUAAUCCCUGCUAAUUACUCCCAAGGCCCACUGACGAGGGAGUCACUCACACUUAGCUCACUUUUCCAAACUGCAGUUACCUUAAUAGGUUUCCUCUUAUUAAUCUCAUCCCUCUGUGUACUGCUCUUCUUUUGAAUUAUACUGUUUGAGAUAUGGUGAUAGCUUCACCGUCCUAGUCCUAGUUUACAAGUAUAAGUACACCCACUUCCACUACAGUAGGUGGCGACAUGUCCCCUUUCAGCUCAGAACUAUCAGGUCGUCUCUCGAUCAACACAGUACGUGUGAAAACACGUUAGCAAGAGGCUAAUGGGAUGUACGUCAAUUUUACUGCUCCGUACGAAAGGAAGGUUUUGUCUUUUUUUUUACGCCCUUUCUUCAUAUGUUGAGGUUUUGUUUUUGCUACCAGGCUUCCUAGAAACGUAUUCAUGCAAUUUAACUUCCAGCUUGAACCCCUGGUGUGGGAAGCCUGGAGCUUGCUCAGAACACUCGGCCAGUUUCAGUCCAAUCAAGCCGCAUACAUGGAAAAGAAAAUCCCUUCUCCAGACCGCGUUAUCCAGGUAUGCUAGCUGGACUAUUACAAGUUUGAUUUAGAGCGUUUCAGUCAGACUAAUGUGUUUACAUAGUUUUUAAAAAUCCAGUUUCAGUCAGACUAAGAUAAUAAAUCAGUUAUUUGAACUGCAUGCUAAUCUAGUAAUUCUCUGGCUGCUUCACGCUGAUCCACGGAUUUGACUGAAAGGUAAACGUCGUGUCUUAUCGCCAAGACUUCAACUCAAAGAAAUGAAGAAGUCUGUCUGUUGAUAAGUGGGGAACAGAAAAGACCCACAUGAAAGGAUCAAAUACUCGGUUGAGUGAUGUCUCUGAGGCUGCAAAUCAUCUGGUCAGUACAUUUUCGGGGUGGUUUUUGCGGGCAGAAAAAUAUUAGCUGUUAUGUUGGAAUGUGAGUGAACUCUCCAGGGGUUGGCGUAUCGUACAUCAUAGAAAGAGAAAGUAGCUUUGAUUUAUCGACGCAGUACAUAUAGUCAGAGCAGGCUGGGCUUUCCUUGAGCGAGGCCCAUUAAACCAUCUCACCGUUUAGACUUUCUCGUCCCUUUGACAGCCGGCGGUGAGUGGUUCUCUUCCCACUGCCUCAGACGGUGUCCGGUUUCGUAAAGCCCAACAGGUAUAUCAGAACCUUUGUUGCCCUUUUGUAGCUUUGAGCUCCCAGAAACCCGAUCAUAUACCUGACCUCAUUCUGCCUGGGGGGUUCGCCGGCCCCUGUCCCGUCUCAACAUCUGGUGGACUUCAGCUGCUUUUGGAUGUCUGUUAUAAACAUUGGCAAAGAGCUCCCUGAUCGUAGGUAGAGUUUGCUUGCUCUGACGGGUUCAGGUGAAAUGAAUGGCUGGUGUGUUGUAAGUGGAGUUUUUCCAAUUCGUCUUAUCUUGAGUUAAAGAAAAUUUCUGCUGUGAUAUAUUUAAUAAAACUCAAACAGAAAAUAUCAACAACCCGGCCUAAGAGAGUUAUUUUUCAAGGGUGCAGCCUCGUUGGAUUGUCUUGUGUGUGGCGUUUGAGCAACAUGUGUGAAGUACAUCUUAAAGCCGACCUAUUUGUCAGCUCAACGGUAGUCCAUUUCUUUGACAACACAACAGUGUUUGCGCAGGGUCCCCUGGUAAAGCACUCAGCCUUAAGUAAAGAGUGUUUUUUAUCUUCCCCUUUAAAGUCUUGUUUUCAUUUGUGUGCCAUGAGUCAGUGGAAAGACAGAGGGCUGGAGAAGGGGGACAAGCCAGGAAGGUCUUUUGUGCUUCCUUUUUUCUCCUCAUCUUCUCUUCCCUCCUGAUAAUCAAGCUGUGCUGUAACUUGUCCUUGCCAUCCGUCUAAAACCUCUGCCUGUCUCUGCAAAUCUAAAACAUAACACAGUCUUGCUCUCCUUCGUUUUCUUGUCUUUCACUCCGUCUCUAUCCUUCACACACACACACACACACACUCACGUAUGUCUGGGUGGUGUCUAUUGUAGUGGGACUAGAUGAAAGACGGUAACUCUGCGGCUCAUCAAAGGCACAAAAACCUGAAAGAAAGCUUAGAAAUAUUAGAGCCGUUUUCAACGUGACGUCCUUCUGAUAGAUAGUUUUAUUGUUGAGAGGAGACCCGGCAGACUGAUGGGAGAAACAGUUUUUUAAACAUUUUAUUUUUUAUUUUUUGCAGUUUGUCCAUGAUACCUUUAAAACAGACGGCUGUGUUUGAAAAACUAGGCUGAAGGUUUUUGCAGAUCUGAAUGGCAGUCAGAAAAAUCACUAAUGAUCUCUGUAUUUACCAGAAGGAAGUGUAAAAAGUCUCAUAGUUUGUGUGUUAUGUUAUCAAAUUGCCCUAAAUCAAGUCUUGUCUUGAUGCUGUCUUCUCUGUUUGAAGACUGACUCCUCCAUGACCAUGUAGAUACAUAUAUCUCUGUCCUCUUCAUAACUAAGAGACAAGACAAGCGCACGCUUUUUCUAACAAUCUUUCACUUCCAUCAUCUCAUGUCAGUGAUGCUGUUCCCAUAUUUCUUGAUGUCUUGUUGAUCCUUUUUUAUUGAUUUUUAAAAAUUCGCUCUCAUGUGACUUCACCAUGUUGUUAUCGUGUUUUUUAAUAUAAAGCCUGUUUCAUACCACUAAAAACUGAUCUAACAGCCAAAUUUGAUUAAGUAUAACCUAGUUAGCAGGAGGAUACAGACUAUAAAAUAUAACAUGUACCAAUCACUCUGUAUUGAUAAUAAUCACCAUUUUUGACAUGACUGAGGCUGCAUAAAUCACCUUAAUGUCAUUAUUCCAUCAGUCAGCGUGUCUUUAAAAAACAUAUUUCUAAGGAAAAAGGAAAAAAAAAACACCUUUUAUCCAUUAAACUACUUUUAACAUGAAUACUCAAAUCUGUGCUUUUAAAGUUUCAAUCACAGAGACUUUUUUUUGAUGAGGGGACUUUAUUUUAUAAUUCAGCUCCCUUAAAACCUACUUAAUACUGAAUACCAACUAAAAACAGACAAAGCACCUAGAAACAAGCUCGACAACACAAAUACAGCAGCCUUUUAAACGGAUGAAAUUAAGGAUGUGUCGCAUGUUACAGUCAUUAUCUUCAUCUUCAGUAAAAAUCUUGAGCUCAGUUCUCCUCUACUGCUGCAUGACGGCUGAACUAAGAGCUACAACAUGUUUGUAUCACGGCACAGCCUUCUUUGUAUGACUCAAACAUAAUGAAAUCAUGUUGCCGCACAGACUGACGUAGUUUCCAAAGAAGGGCUGGACCAGAGGUGAAAUUAUUGACACAACAAUCAUAUGAGGAACCGCUACAUCUCAUUUUGUGCCUGAUUAAUACAGAAUAAAUUUCUUCUGAUGUGUCUUUGCUCUCAUACUAGGUUGAAUAUUUCUUUACUCUUAUACACAGAGGAAAGUCUUUCAAAGCUGUGAUGGAGACAUUAAAAAGCACUGCUCCUUUUUUCUACUCUACACUCUGUAGAUGCAGAGGUCACAGUGAAAGACUCAGCGUUCUGUUUAAUUUGUCGCAUCUAUUUCCCCCAUAGAUGAUUUCAUGUAAUGAAUGGUGCAGCUUGUUGUUUCUGAACAUCUGCAGUGGUCUGAAUUUGAUCUCUGACUUGUUGAAUUUUCUCUGUGAAGUGCAGCAGCAGCAGCACGUUGAAACCCUGACAAAGCAGUGACCUGGGAAGUAGUGUAGGCAGGGUCCUUUUGUGUUGUGGGACAAAGCCGGAGAUGCAGAGCUCGGACAGGAGAGGGAAAUGGACAGAGUGAGAGGCCGGCGGUAUGUUGUGGGAUCUCUCCAGGGGCUUCUGGGUAAAUGUUCAUGGAUGACAGCGUUUUGGAAUGUUCUCAAAUGGAGAGUUUUGAUUGGCCAGAAGACUCAACUGGUUUACUAAUCAGAAAUGAACUCCAAGUGGCUGACAGUGCAGAUUUAUGGUUCCCUGUGUGUCAUUGGUCCAAUGGUAUUUGCUCCUGAAAUUAAAUAAGGAUUUAGAAGAAAAAAAACAGGUGUAAAUUUGACUACUACCUACUAAUAAAGGAGACAAACUUAUGUUUAAGGAUUUUUGUCGCAAUGAAUCACUGAUGUACAAAAAUCACUUUAAAAGACCUGAAACUUGUUACAGUGUUCAGUAGCAGAAAAGUCUUUCCUGUUUUAUUCACGCCAUGUCACAGGCAAAGUUUUGGUAGCUGGAAGUUUUGACAGCUCUGUUAGGAAAAGAUAUUCAAAUCCCUUUAUUAAAGAAAGAUUAAUUUUUCAAAACAUUAUCCUCAGCACUGUGACCAGCUACUAUAGCUGAAACUACUUCCUCCAGAGAGUAAUCUGUGCAAACCAACACUUCCUGCCUGAUUAAAGGAUGGGGAGCAUUGUUCUGAGGGCUGUAAAUCUCUCAUGUCACAAGCGCUGCUGGUGUUUCCCCACAUUUACCACUGCUGAGAGGUUUUCUCCGAGUUGUAGAUGCCUUGAUUUAUGGAGGAAACUGGUGCCCUGAUUCAUGAGCUUGAGCUGAUUCAUUGGUCGAAUUGAAAUAAGGAGUUUUCUUCAUCCUGUUCGAGGUGGCUGAUUUCAGAUCAGUUGACUAAAUGCUGAGAGGAAAGUCACCUGAUCGAAGCAUGAUAAAAAAAAAAAGUACAUUCAAUGUUUUAAGUCGGAUGAAUAUAUCUUUAAAGGUUACUGCGUCAUUAGUUAGGAUUAAAGACUCCCUUUUUAUGCUGGCAGCUGACUAUCUCACCACAAAAUGUUCAAAAUGUUCAGUACUGAUUUGAGUCAGUGAAUUGAUUGUUUUAUGUGCACUACCCUGAAACCAGAGAGAGGACAUGCUUUUGAGAUUCUCCUGAUAUAGAAUGUAAAUCUGAUCAUUCUGCUUAUGAACUGUUUGCUUUUAUUUCAUAAUUAUUUGCUCUCUAUCAGCACAGUGUUUUACAUAAUGUUGUAUGUAUAAGGAGUUUCUUUGCUAACAUCCGCUCCCCUUGUUAUGUAAUUCUGCAUCUGAUGUACUUUAUGAAGCUCGUAUUGUAAACUCUAGCGACAGCUAAAAGAAACUAUGGGCCUCUGAACACAACCAGAAGUAACCAGGAUUGUGGUGAUGACUCCUGAGAACAGAACUAGAGCGAACUAAGCCACAAAUGCAUAGAUAUGUCACAAUAGAUUUCACCUAAUAACUUGAAAUGUUGAGUGGCUCUGACUGGAAUUUCAUGGUGGUUUAUUUACACCCUGUUAUGUCUCCGCUCCAGUGAACAGCACACAGAGGCUUAAUGAUUGGACAAAGUCGCUCCCCCACUGAUCCUCCAGUGUAGGUGGCAGAGGCAGUAUCACAGUAUGCAGUUGGUGAUAUGAUAGGAGGAUGAUAUUGGUUCUUUAGAAGUUGGACUUUUCUGAUCAACUAUGUCACUCAUGCACCAACUCUCCUUCUUGUACCACUUUGGGUGUUAGAAGAGUGUGACGGCUUCUCAAUAGCAAGGUUUGUGGUACGAUGCCAAACUGUCCUUGUGAAAAUCAAGGUGACAGAGUAUAGGCUACUGUGCUCCCAUAAUACUAAGCUCUCAGUAACAUAGUCAGCUGCGUGUGGAUGUAAUCAGCUGAAACUGGUGAUUCUGUAGAAGGGGGCGAAAGGACUAGAAAAGCUCUAUACAGGUCUGUUUACAGGUGAGUUAGCUAAGGCUAGCAUCAGCGAGCUACAUUUAUUACUCCACAAUUCACCACAUUUACUGGUAUAAACUCACUCCUCGGUUCACUGGUUGUUGAUGCUGCUGGACCCACUCUCUGUGGACGCAGGCUGAUGAGGUUUUGCUGUGGAAAAACAGAAUAAUCAUGUCUGGAGUCCACAAGCUAAUUAGCAAGCUAGCUAAAUAGUGAGAUUUCGAUUUCAUAAAGGUUUUCUGUUCAUUCGUCUCUUCAGAGAGAUCUACAAGAACUCUACAUUUUGGUGAAUAGAUCCCCCCCAUUGAUGUUUUUUUAAUGGAAGGAGAAAGCAGUUUCAACAUGACGCACUCAGAAAGCUGUAAUAACUCAAAGACACUGAACAUUAAUAUUUGUCACGUUUGACUGUACUCUGAUGAUUUUACCAGUGAGUGGGGUCCAGAUUUUAAAAGCGAUCUACCUAAAAGUUUGUAUUGAUUUUGGUGCCCCCUAUGGACAAAGUUAUACCUCGGACCUCUUUGCAAAAGUUUCAAGAACAUUAAUGCUCCAAAUUCAGUCUAACAUUGUUGUGUUUCUUACCUCCACACACUCCCUUUUACACUGUAUUGUACACUUCAGACCUUGAAAUGAAGCGACACUGAAGAUUCAUAACACCAUCAGCCUUUCUGUCCAUCCUUCAGCCCAUGAGGUCGGUUAUUCCUGGAGACACUAAGCUGCAGUCAAGUGAAACCCAUUAGAGCAAAGAAAUGGACAAGGUUUGGCAUUACUGCCCACCAUUUUGUUACAACACUUCAGUCACAUCCAGAAGUCUCCUGCCAGCACUCUCAGGCUCUUUUUGACUUCUCUAAUGAACUGACAGCUGAGAAGAAGCAUUAUUUGUGUGGCCUAAGAUGCCAUAAACUUGUCAUUACUCUUUCUUGUGAGCGGUUGAAGUGUAGAAACAGAGUAGGUGAAAGUAUGGCCCUGCCCUGAUUACCUCCAUAUGAACAGCAGAGUCUUCAAUUAUGGUUUCCACUUACAGCUCAGUGUUGUUGAGCGUUUUCUCCCUUUGCUGUGAUUCUGCUUCAGCUCAGAGUACACUUGUGUUUCAUGUGUGCAUUAUAAAUCAAUGAUGUGAACAUUUAUAAUAUGGUAAUGCAGACACAGUCCUCAGCCAGCGUCCAUUCUUAAAUCUCUGUGCUGUUGCAGGGAAACUUUCAAUAACGUGUUUGACCAAUCAGAACAUAAGACAGGAUUUGAAGUGCUGAGGUCGAUCCCCUCCAGCAGAAGUCUGUGGUUGUUGUAAGCAGUAUCCUAAUGUGAAAGUGUGUGGGUGUUUGAGUCCCCUGCAGCUACUCCUCCAGCCCAUUAAUAUGAAUCAGGUCUUAGUUAGCUCGUCUAUUUAAAAGCUUCAUAUUCAAUGUCAUAUGAAGAAAAAUACAACAUUAAUUAGCUUGAGGUUAAAAAAUGGGAAACUGAUGGUUGUUACUUGUUUUAUAGAUUUAUUGUUGAAAUAAAACUAUCACGUGCAGCACAUCCAUCAUUCUGAGUACACUUGUUAACCUUGUGUCAAAACCAAAUGUCAAAGUCAAUACAAACUUUAUCUUUGAAGUUAUUUACUGAUGAAGCCACAAGUCAAAGGGCUAAUUUAAUUUCUUUGCUGAAGACUUAUUAUCAGGAAUGUUAGAAACAUUGAAAUGAAUAGAAAAAGAAAAUGAACAUGUGACCUGAAAAGAUGCUUUUUUCUCUUUUAAAAUACACAAACUGAAACAGCAGAGAUCUCGCAUGACGGGGGUUCGACAGCAUGCUCAAACAGGAAAGAAUUAAAGAGGGACUGGGCCCAAAAACAACUUGCUGUCAUUUUAGAAAUGAGAUACUCAGCUGUGUUGCAGCCUUCUUUCCAAACACGCUCCUUAUGGUCCAUGUUUGAGCUAGUUAACAAAUUUGACUGUCUAAUCUGUUUCUCAAAGAGACAACAGGUCCAGCUCAUGUUGUUGUUCAUGACUGGAGAACAGAAAGGUAUCCAGCAAAUGGCAGCGAUCCUUUAACCCCCUUUACCCCUGCAGGAUAAUAACACCCUCGACCGAGUUGAGUAGCAGGAGAGUGUUAUUGCUGCAGGGCGUGUAAAUUUACAGCAGUCUGUGUGAGUAAUGCUCAGCAGACUGGCAGCACUUUCCCUUACAUGUUACAGCAAGGAGCAUAAUACCCCAAUUAUUAGUCAACCUUUGUAGCUGGAAGUGCUGCUUUGUAUUCUUCACUCUGAACAAGAUCAGAAUUGAACUUUGGAUGCAGAAACUUUACCAACUUGGAUACGUGAAUGUCAACACACCGUUCAUUGUCUAAAUUAAGUCUCCUCUUGUUUAGCGGGGUUAAAUUUGUGUUCACAUUGAUUUGAAGUAGUUUACAGUUUACCUUUAAUUUCUUUAAAAAAAAUCAACGUCUGCAAGAAAGUGUCCAGGUUUGGUUCAGUGGUAGACCAGCAGGCUCCAGACGUCAGCGAAUGGUUCCCUGCCGCGGCUCCGUUGGAGGUUUUCAGAGAGUUCAGACGGGUGCAGAAAUAAUCCCUGAGCAGCUUUUAUGACUUCAGAUUGGCAUAUAUGAGGGUUUGAGUGGACUAUUUAUAUGUUUUGCAUGUGUCUGCGACUUUUGCAGCCCUUGAUUACUUGUGUGUGUGUGUGGGAGGAGUUUGUAUGCGUGUUGGUGGUAUUAUUAUUGGAGUGAUGGGGGUACAGCGGGAGGGGCUGAGUUACUGUGUGUGUGGUGGAUGUGCUGGCUGGUGGACAGGGGGGGUCAGAGGACAAGACCUUUCUCAGAGGAGUGGCUGUUAACCUCUGACCCCCCUGGUUAAGCCUGCAGGGUGGUGGCGGUGGAGGCAGAGGUGGCGGCACCCUAAGGUCCGUCUGGUUCAGGGGCAUAUGAUGGCAGGCAGAGGGGGCGGUGAGGUGUCUAAUCUGGUUUUUGUCUAUGAGGCGUUUUCACCUCCCCCACCACCCUUCCUCUGAGAACAGAGUUUGAGAGGCAGGACAAUGUCAAAGGGAAGUGACUUAUUUUAUGAGCCGUUUAAAGGAGAUGGUGGUCCUCCCACAAAGGGAAAGCAGAGAAGUGUUGGAGGACUGAUGAAUUCAACGGCACACAGUCACAUGUUUGUUUACAAGGCUCUGCUCUCUUGUUUUGACCACCAUAAAUGGCACUUUUCCUCUUCUGAGCAAGACUUUAACAAUGUUCUGUCUCUGUGUCUUAUUACUUCUGAAAGUACUUGGGCAGCUGAAGGAGGGAGAGGCCCCCGAAAAGAACUCAGUAAGGAAACUGAGAGCCAGUUCACCCAACACACAAAGACUAUUCAUGCCAGGGAUGGUAAAGGAAUGACGGAUGCAUGGACUGACGAGCUUAUUGUGAAACAUCGAGGCUGAAACAUGUCACGCAAACCUCGGCAUGAUGUUGACUUUUGGAGGAUCUAACUGUUCUCGUUAACUGUUCGCUCUCCCGUGUUCCAGCUGGGCCGUUUUUCUCCCAGUGGUUUGAGAUAUUGGCUGCCAAAAUGUUUUCACUAAGUAUGCAUUAGCAAAGAAUCUCCAGUUUUCAGAGACCUAAUCCUUUGAGCUAACAAUGUGACAUUUGUUCAGACAUUCCUGUGAAAUAUUGACCAUCUCACCUUUAUUUGUGUACUUUGGUAACUGGGGCUAUUUCCUACGUGGACAUAACCCUUUUGAUUGUGUGCCUGUGCUGUGGGCAGGCAGGGGGCCCUGCAGGAGGAGAGACUGCCUGUCUGUUCACCCUAAAGUCGAGUGUGUGUGCAUGUGUGUGUGUUGCCUCAUGUACCUCCAAUCAUGCUGGUACAAAGAGCCAUGUGUUGAGUAGUGAUGUGAUGUGUGAAUAUGUUUAGGUAGCGGCUGCCAGCCAGGCCUGCGUAUGUGUGCGUGUGUAUGUUCAUACGUGUAUAGUAGGGAGUUGUGGGUGAGGACCGGAGGAGGAGCGAUGAGUUGGGGAGAGCACUGUGAGAGAAGGAGUGACUUGAGGCUUAUUUGGACCCGAUCCCAGACGGAGGGGUCCAGUUAACGGCGCCAGGGUGCAUCCCUCCCUCUUGUGCCCUGUUUGGAUGAUUGUGUUACUAUGAGUCACUUCUGACCCUGUAGUUAAAUUUUUCAGCUUUUUAGCUGCUAUUUCAGACAUGCUGGGAACUUCUCCAAGCAUGUUUUGCCUUUUGAGUUGGAGAUGUUUGGCUUGCCGAGUCAAAACCGAGGAGAAACCUCCUGUCUUGAAAUAUGAAGCCGAUGCAGAGGUGCAAAUAACUGCAGUUCUUCAAGAGUUGUACACCGGUGUUUCCUCCUUCGCUACACUGUACAUGGAAAAAUAAAAGAACAGGAAAAUAGAUAGAGUCUUUAUCUCUUUUUGACCUUAUCCUCCAUUUUUGUUGAAUAACAUCACUGCAUCAUUUAACUGAGGUCAAGAGUGCAUGCAAUGGUCAGGUUACGACGAGAGCACCCUCUGCUGAACAGCUUACUACAGCCUAAGUAUGAACUUUUAUUUUGCUAGAGUUCAAAUGAAGCUUAAAAUUUUGGAUAGGAAGUGACAGCCCUACCCUGUGUGGAACAUUUUGUUUUAGUUUUGAAGAUUAAAAAAGUCAUGAGAUCGGCUCCUAUGGUCGUGAAUCAAGUCAUCUCUGUGUCUUCUGAGACUUUGGUUGAAUCAGGAUUUUCAAUAUGGCUACCUCAACCGAUAGGCUUCGAAAGUCUCCUUCGUAGACCAGCGGGUGAUGUCACUGAGACUACACCCAUGUUUUAUAGCAGUUGACGGUCCAAACUGAGCUUGAGUGUGCUGUUUGGUGUGUAAUGAUUAGUGUGGUAAUGCUGACAGCAAAACUCUGGACUUCUGUUGGAACAUCUUCAUCUAAAUUCUCCUUCAGUAGAAGUGCGACCUAUGUGGGCCGACAUAGUUAACUGAAACCCCAUUUUUCUAAUCGAGGUCCAUGGGCGUUUCAGUUGCAUGCUCACAAAGAAUGAAAACAACUUCAAGAUGUCAAAUAGAAAGAAAUCCAAAUGGCAGAAGUUGUUAUGGAGAUAUUAAUGUUGGAGGAAAAAACAAACUUUUUAUUGGAGACUGAAAACUAACGAGGUAACUUGAACAAUCUGAACUGAGAACACGGAGCAGUGUUUUGUCAAACAUUCAGGUCAACUCAGACCCAGUGACACCGUUUUUUCCUUCAUUUUGAGUAAACUAAACAUCUUUUUAAAAUAAACAAGAACACUUCACAAGUACGGCUUUUCAAAUUAAAAUAGAUUUAUAACAUGUUUCACUGCAGAUCCUGUAUAAACUAAAGUCAGCAUCAGCUCUCAGGACCAAAGCGGCCUGGGAUGUUAAGUGAAUCUUUUAGCAAAUGUUGGAAAACACUACAGGUAAUAUUAAAGCCCCCGAGAAGCAGCAGUAACCUGUACAAGCACACAGGCUUUGAGUCAGUGAGCACAAGCUGGUGGGGAAAACUAAACAAGCCGUUGGUGCCUGGGUGCCGUGAAAGGAUCCCUGUGUUCUCCCAGAUUCCAACAGCCACGUUUAAAACAAAACAUUAUUGCAGCUGCAACUUUGCAUUCGUCCUCCCCUGACCCGACUCUUAAUUGGUUGUUCAGCUCACUUUUGACGGAGUUUGCAGCUGCUCUUUAUUUCAGAUUUAUCAGAGACAGUAUGUAGACUUUUAAGGAUGAUUUAGAUAAAAGAAGAGCACAGUUGUUUAUGUUGAAGUUUUCUGUUCAUGCUUAAACUGUGGUUUUAAAAAAAAUGUUUGAACAGCUAGAAUUUGUCUUGUUCAAAAUAUUGUUUAUGCCAUCACAAUUAAAACACUUGAAAUCUGUCCUACUUCUGGCACGUAAGUUGACUUUGACCAGCAGCUCUAUACUGUUUUUCCUCAUGGAGUCUCCAGUUUGUUUGUUCAAAGACCGCAUUAACCUUUCAAAAAUCAAUCUUGUCACAGUCAGAUGCCUGAUGUCACAUGGAAGUCAUUUAUAUGCAUUUUUGAGAAGAAGCUGGAACAGACAAAAGACUUUCACUUUCCACAUUUAAAGAAAUUAGACUGUUUUUUUUUAAAUGCUGCUUAAUGUUGGUGUAGGCCAGAGCUCCAAAACAGACUUUUAUCUGUUUACACCUGGACUCAAAGUGGGAGUUGAGCAGAUCCUCUCCUCUUACAACUCUUUCAGUAGGACAUGGCCCUCAGAGGAGGCUAAAGCACAGAGCUAUCAAUCAGCCCAGAGAAGAGCCAGGAUAAGAGCACGGCUCUAUAAAGUGUCGGGCUAAAGACUGCUCUGAGCGGAGAGUUGCAAUUAAUCCACUUAAGUGCAGUUAAGUGUUUCUUCACAGCCAAGGUGCUUUUGAUCAGGCAAGGGAUGAGGUUAUAAAUCACUAUUUUUACAGCAAGAAAGUGUUCAAUGUGUGUCUCCAACAAGUAAGAAAUGAGCCAUAUUAAUCUAACCCUGUGUUUUAAUAUUGUUCUUCCUCUCCCUUUUCCUUUUUUUUCCAGGGGCUCCAUUAAAAGUGUGUCCACAGGGUUUCUCGUGCUGCACGGUGGAGAUGGAGGAGAAGCUGAGCCAGCAGAGCCACUCAGAGAUCAAAGCUCCCGUCUCCAGGCUUAGCACCAACCUACAAUCCACCUUCAGACAGAGACACGACCACUUUGACAGUAAGCAAACACACAAACACCUGCAAACACUCACAAAUGUGAGCUGCCGUUCAGGCAGCGCUGUGCCAUUGGCAAGUGUCCUCAAAGUUACACUUGUGUUUCGGGGUUUUUGAUGGACGCUUCCACCUGCCAGUGCACUGCCUGGAGCGGAGACAGUCAGUCUGUGUCUGUUGGUCUGUCCACCUGUCUCUCAAUGUCUCAACUCUGUGCCUCAUCCCCCCCAUACACACAGCUUGGUCCCCCACUACCCACCUCCCUUCUCUCCAGAGAGACAUGCACGCUUCCAGACGGACCACACACAUCUUCAGAUUUAGUCUUCUCUGUACUUCCUGUUCCUCUGUGUGUGUGCACAUGUGUGUAUGCCUGUAAAUAUUGGGAUCAGGUUUCCCUGAGAGCGCAUGGGAACAUGCAGCAGUGCUGAGUCACCAAGGAAGUGGGGCAGCUACAACCACCCUAAACCUCCCAACUGUGCCACUACUGCAGCUCUGCUGGAAAAUGCAUUUGAUUGGUCAAAGAGGAGGAGACUUUAACUUUCCUGAAACGUUAGCUGACGGAAGAGAAAAGCUAGUUUUUAUAGUUUAAAGCUCCUGCAUACAUUGUUAGUUUUCUUGUAAUGGUUGGUUAUGAGCAUGGUUUCAUGUGCUGUACACAUUGAUGCCCAUAUGCAGGUCAGAGACCUUUAGAUCUUAUGUGUCUGUGAAAAGGAGUGAGGGAUAGUCAGCAAUAGGGAGCGUGUGUAUUGCAGCCAGAUGUGAACAGGAAUGUGACGUGUCGGAAUGCAGUGGCUGCUGGAGCUGGCCCGCCCCUCUUUUUCUCCUCUCCUACUGCCCUUUGUCCCCAUCUCAUGCCUCACUCUCCAAAAAACCCUCUCUCUCUUCCCCCCUCAAAGCUUGCUUUCUUUUGCUGCUACACUGCUCUGUUAACAAGGUUGAACAUCAUGCAUGUCUUUACAAAAUAAUCUGCUCUUUGUUUUGGCUGAGAUUUUCUAGCUUGUUUGCUGCUUUCUUGUAAAACUUGGCUUUGACAUACUUCAUUGAUUCUCCGGAUAAUGUUCAUGUUCAGAAGUUUGGUCCAUGUAAUGAGUCCCUCACAGCAUAUUCCUCUUCCCUGAGUAUUUACUGAAGCAACAAUUAUUCUGCUCAAAUAUGUUAAAGAGUAAACACUAGCUUUGAUUUAGAGUCACAUUUUUGCAGCUGCUUUUCAUUUGGACCACUGGAGCCUCAGUUGAUGAGGUAAUUAUCAUUAUUUUUAUUGAUAGAUUUGGAAGUGUCUGUGGUCAUGUGUGGUUUUUAAACAUCCUCCAAAAAGAGAUGAGAUUUAAGAGUUCAUGAUGUUGGAUUAUGAGGAACUGAUGAACAUUUUAUCUAAAUUGGGGGUGUCCUAAUAGACUUUUUUAGCCCUAAUCACAACCCUGUCUGAUGUAUUAAAUAUCUACUGAUCUGAUACUGUUUUUAGUUGGAUAAUAUUGCUGCACUCCCUUUUUGAACUUAAUUAGCUGACAGUUGUCCUCAGCUUCAGUCCAUUUAUUGAUUUAUUCCACUUUAAAUCAAAUGUUAAAGAAUCAAUCCAGCAGGGGACUCUGGACAAAACUCAGAGCUUCAAAUGUCUGUUAUUCCCCUGAGGACGGUCACAUCAUGUUUUUCAUCAUCUGAAAUGCUGUGAACUGUGCCGUACAACUUCUGGCAGAAGGUACUCUAUCCAGAAUUCCCAGCAUAGCAGGAAGCUUACCUUCUCUCUCAGUGAGGUUGACUUAUUUUCCGAAGCGGUGCAGUCAACCACCUUCCCUUUAACCUUUUUGGCCUUUUUGCUCUCUCAGGGUUAUUUAUCCUUCGUUUUUUAGCCCAGGAUUUGUAGAGCAGCAAUGUUUUCCACUGUUGCUCUAGUGAACAUGCUGUGUUCUUGUGCAUGUUUAUUUUUUAAAAUGUUGCAUCAAAUUGUCAGUUUUGGGUGAAAACUCUCAAAAAUAUCAUGUUACAUGUACUGCAAGAGGCUUUUGGAAUUUUUGUCCUCUCUAGUUUGAAAUAUUUCCGCUCUAAUGGCCUUUUAACAACACUGGUUGCAAACACUAAGUUACUGUUACUCAAGUGUUCUAAUUGUGCUCAGGUUCUAACACCUGAUGUAAAUAAUCAGGCUGAGAUGAGGAUCAAAUUGCUGACCCCCAAUCAGUCACAAAUGUCGAGUUUAGCCCCUCUUCCAUAGGUGGGUUUGUCAUCAGGACAUCCUGAUCAGAACCAUGUCCCACAGCCUUUUAAAUGACUAUUAAAAAUCUGAAGUUACGUUUGUGUUAGGGCUGGGUGAUAAUGCCUCAAAUCAAUAUCACAAUAUAUUGAUCAGUUGACCUUGAUAACAAUAAAUGGACGAUAACUACUUCACUAGCUGCUCACCCCCUCCCACAUUAACUUCUUCUACUUCAGCUGCUGCUCCAGCCGCUCCAACUUUUGAACUGUCCUCCAUCUCCUCACCUGUCUUUCCCUCUUUGUUACGGACUGGAUGGGGUGGAGUCACAUUUCUGACGUAGGACAGCGUCUUAAAGGGACAUGAGACCAUAGCCUACCUACACACAUCCAAAACCAACUUUUAUUUAUUGAUUUUUUUAACACCGAAUAUAUUGACAUGGGCAAAAAUGAGGUCAAUUAUUGUCCACCCAGCCCUGGUUUGGAUUUUAGCUGAAAGUUUUUAAAGUGCGUGUCAAACUUUUACCUUCCAUUAGUAUAAAACGAGAAACUCCCAUGCUGAUGCUGUUUGAGGAAAACUUUCUACAACACAGACAUCACAGCAGACUUGUGCUAAAGUCAUACCACAACACCGAGCCUGAUCACCUCCAGAGUUUUCUUUUUCUUCUCCCUCAAUCUGAUGGCGAAAGCCUUUGCUGUGCUUCCUUUACUUGCCUCCCCUCCCCUUCGUGCCCCCUCCUCAUCACUGUAGAUAAGUAGCUGCUGUCUCUGAACUGUUAGAUGUGGGGUCUUUUUACAAAGGCCUGCUGUGCUCUUUUCCAGCUUGGCCAUUAGACCGUCUCUCUCACUGGAUUCAGUGACAGGCUCAGGUUGCUGUCCUAUUAUUUCCUGCUGUCGCAUUGAGACACCUAGAAGGAGGAAGUGCCCGGCAUUGUAUCUGCGGUUUCUAAAAAAGACGGUCGUGUCAUCGAACAGCUCCGGAGAGCAGAUGCAUACGAGGAUAAACACAGCUGCAUCUGCACAUAAAGGCAGAUGCAACAACAUGCACUCACACACUAACAAACUCAGGAAGUGGUGUAUGUGAUUAGGCAGGCUCUCAUCAUGCGCCUGGAGCAAGGAGUCAUGGCCAAUUAAGACCUGGGCCAGAAAUAGUUCUCCCCUCUCUCUGUGUGUUUGUCCUGGCCUCUGCCUGUCUGUCCUGUUGCACUGACCCCGUCCAACAGAGCAAGCCUAUGUCUGGAAUUUAAGCACUGGGAUUAAGGCCCCUUGUCUCUACACACACACACACACACACACACACACACACACACACACACACACACACACACACACACACACGCAUGAGAUUUCCCUCUGAUGCACUGAAGUACAACAGCAGGAGGGACAGAAUCCCAACCCCAAAGAAAAGGGAGAAGCGCAGGGACUAAUUGGCACAAAUAGGAUGCAAUUACAGCCUGGGCUGGGAUUGGGAGGAGCAGAGUUUAUAGGGCCACUGGUGGGGGUGAGGGGAAGAGGAGGAAGUAGGAGGGAACUGGUGGGAGGAGAUCGGUCAGCUCCUCUGUUCCUGUGAUGGAUUGGGCCUAAGAUCAGCGCUCAUAAUUUAGAGCUUUCUUUGCAACAUGUGGGAAUGAUGACAGGAAAAGAGAGUGCGGAAGGAAAAGAUGGAUGCUGCUCACAGAGGAGGCUUGAGUUGUCCUCUUUCCUUACAUUUGGCUAGAGCUUCACACUCCACCACGCAACCUUUCACCCAGAUCCUGGCAGACCAUUGGCCGAGCGACAGGCGCAUUUUUUAAUGGAAAAAUCCUGAGGGAGUGCUCAGCUUCUCGGCCUGUUGGCAGACGGCUGUGUGUCAUAAACUGUUUUUAAUGACAAUGCAAGAUGCCUGUGUAAUACUGCUCAUACUUCAGACCCUGCGCUUGGUGAAAAAAGCUCCCCACAACCCCCAGCCCCACCCUGCAGCCACUGCCCCCCCAACACUGAGCUCAGGCUGUUCUCCUUUAAGCAGUAGGUUUGUCCAAACUCAUUACAGGGCUUAUCUUUUUAGCAUACAGGCGUUACUGCUCUAUCAAACGAUGGAGAGAGAAUAGAGGAGUUUAGGGAUGUCCCUCCUUUCCAGGCCCGUUCCUCCUCCACCUCUCCUUUCACUGACUUUAAACUUGUAGCUGCUCUGACAUUCCAGGGCCGAGGGUGGACCUUUUGUUUUAAUCUCUGUCAAUGGAGCGUGGAACUUGGUGCCCCCUCUUCCCCAGCAUUGUGUUUGUCUAUGCGUGUGCGUGCGAUGGAGUAAAGGGGAGCAAUGAUGAUGGGGAGGUAAAUGGAGGGGCUGCAGUGUUUCCGGUAUCCUUGGCGACACAGUGGGGAUUUGGAGUUAAAAAAGCCCUCAACUUAACCCGCCCCAAGCCACCCUCACCCCUCCCCUACCUCAUUUUUUCUUUUUAGUGUGUCAGUCUGAAGUGGAAGUGACAGCGCUACUUGGGGACUGUGUGUGUGUGUACUGGUGGCAGGGAGCGUUUAGUGACUCCCUCUGUGGGAGCAUGGGAACUUUACAUUUCAAAGCCAAACAGAGGGCACCCAGAGAAACUGCAGGACCAGAGCUCUGCAAGAGGCAGCGGGUGAGUGGAUGGAAGAAAAAAAAGAUGAGUGAAAGGGGGUGAGUGUAUGCUCGCAUGCAUGCAAGACUGAAGGUGAAGCAUUUUUUUAGAGACUGCGAGGAAUUCUCAUUUUGUUCAGAUUAAGAAAGUUGGGGGGGGGGGUGGAGGAGGAGGUGUGUGUGUGUGGGAGAGUGGGCCUGGAUUAUUGGGGGUGGAGAAAAGCAGUGAGGGGGGUGAUGGACAUUCCUUAGGAUGAAGUAGGUCAUUGUUCCCUGUCUCUAGUGAAGAGAGCUCUCUGAAGGAACUGAUGAAGUGAAAGCAGCAGAGGGAGGGAGAUGCUGGCCUGGAUGGGGGGAUACAGGUCCAUAUACGGGAGGGGAAGAGGGGAGGGGGGGGGUUGCAUUAUUCAGUAAUCCUAUUGAAAAUGUCUCUGAAGGACAGUCCAAGAGAAGCUGGGAGAAAGGAGAGCGAAUGGAAUGUGACAACAGAAAAAUGCCAUUGAUGGUGGUCAGUUUGAAGCGGCUUGAUUUGGAGAGACGUCUCUGCUGAAUGGCAAGUCUACAGAGGCGAGGAACAGCGCCGCUCGUUCUGCCUGACAGAGAUGCUCCAGCUCCACCUUUCACCCCUACUGCUUCUCCACUUCCCUCAUCUCCCACUUCGAAACAUCCCUUCUCAUAGCUCACAUUAUUUUGCCUUUCAACCGAGAUUUUACGCCCAAGCCCACAUAGUCAGGAGGACAUGAGCACAGGUGUGGCAGAAGAUUCAGCGGUCUAACUUCAAAUACUGGCUGCAGGACAGGCUCAACAUCAGGAAUCAGUGGUGGGGGUGGAGGGCUCCACAUGUACAGACUUUUGGGAGUAACACCACAGCUGUACCGUUCAGACUGAAGCUAUUUUUAUUUAUUGAUCGGGUCUGUCAUCGUGCUGCAAUGUCUGCACAUCUGCUUUUGUUUUUCUUCAUGUUUUGGGACGAGGAACCUCCAAAGCGAAAAUCUUUUUGUCAACACAGAUAACAAUGUGAAGUGACUGAGUAUGAGACAGAUAAACUCAACUCCCAGCUGGAUGGAGCAACAUGUUAUUCAUCAUAUGAAUUCAGUUUUCUUUGUCAUCUUUAAAACAAAUCUGUCCCUGUAGACGGACAUGAAAUGUGAACUGUGUUUGGUCUGUUUUCUGGCAGUUGUUUUUACCCAUCAUACUAAUCCCCCUCUUCUUCUUCUUUUUCCUCAGAGUUUUUCCGCGAGCUCCUGAAAAAUGCAGAGGUCUCCCUCCACAACAUGUUUGUGCGAACCUACGGGAUGAUGUACGUGCAGAAUGCAGAACUGUUCAAGAACUUUUUCGAGGCCCUGACUCGGUACUAUGUGUCUGGAAGUGCUGCUAUCAACCUGGACUCCAUGCUGUCUGACUUCUGGGCUGAUCUCCUGGAGAGGAUGUUUCGGCUGGUCAACGUACAGUACGAAUUCAGCGACGCCUACAUGGAGUGUGUCAGCCGGCACACGGAGCAGCUGCAGCCCUUUGGUGAUGUGCCCCGCAAGCUUCGGAUCCAGCUGACACGAUCAUUUGUGGCUGCACGCACAUUUGUUCGUGGCCUGACGCUAAUGCCAGACGUGGUCAAUAAAGUUUCGAGGGUGAGUGAGAGGUGCUUUUGUCUUUGCUUAGUAAUCUCGCAGCAUUCACUCUGCUACUCAGUGCUGAAAAGGUGGUCCUUACAGCUCUGUCCAGCCCUCCCUUGUAGGGUUCUGCUUUCAUAUCUUUCCUGGAAACACUGGCUCCAUUACAGUGUCUCUGAUAACAUAAACCACUCUGGCUCUUCUGUUAUGGCAUGUUUUUUCCACCGCAGUGAGUGAGUCAUUGAUGAUUAGAUUAUACUGCUGUAGAGUUUGCUAAUAAAAAGGAUGACCGUGCUUUUUCACAGUCUAAGUAUGCAUCUAUGGUGGAGGUGGAUGAGUGUUUGUGCUGGGCUGCAAUAACAGACUGCUAAAAGUCCCUGUUCCUCCUCCAGGUCAGCGCAUCCCCCAGCUGUGUGCGAGCGGCCAUGAAGAUGUUGUACUGUCCCUACUGCUCGGGCCAAGUGGCGAAACCCUGCCAGAAUUACUGCCUGAAUGUGAUGCGCGGAUGUUUGGCCAACCAGGCUGACUUGGACACAGAGUGGAACAACUUCCUCGGUAAGCAGCAUCAGUCAUGUAAACGAGAGCACCUUCUGCAGCCAUGGUUAGACCUUCCUGAGCUCGAAUACAUGACUGUGGGAGUAUUUCAUACAAGGAACCACAGCAGUGCCUAGAUUUCACAAAAAAAAUCCCCUGAUCUGAUCCAAACUCCCCGAACAUGCUGCCAUUGUGGUGACUGAUGUGAUUCAUGAAUAGAACACUAAUAUAUAGAUGUUUUUUUACAUGUACACUACAGGCCAAAAGUUUGGAAGCAAGGCCAUUUUUUUAAAUCCAGCAUGAGUUGUAUGUAUUUUGGGAUGUAUUUACUCCAUGAUCAGAUGUUGCUUUCAUGGAAAUGCACCAUUUUACUCCAUUUACCUUUAGAUAUACAUUAAUGUUAACAGACCACUGCUAAAUAUAUGUCAGCAAAAGAAAAUUAGGGCUUAGCUGCAGGGUCGAAAACAUUUGCAAGAGUCACAACUUCAGUGCAAAAGCAAAAAAACAAAUCACAGUUGGAUUAUUCACUUCAACUUUUUGGCUUUUGAGAGUCUGCAUACAAAAAUCCUAAUAAAUCUAAACUGCGUUCAAACUACCGCAAAAAAUGUCUGGAAAGAAGCAACUGAGUAAAGAAACAAAAGUACAGAUUUGUACAUUGAGGAAAGAAGGAUACACAGAAAGAGAAAUUGCAAAACGCCUAAAGGUGCCAAACAAAGGAGUCCACCACACUCUGAAGAGACUAGAGGAACCUGGAAGUUAUGAUGAUAGAAAAAGACCUGGACGAAAGAGCAGAGGAUAAACAUAGCAUUGUCACCAGUAAGAGAGAUCGGCAAAAGACAGCACCACAAAUAAGGGAGGAAAUCAACAUAACAAGGUCGAAACCCAUAUCUCUGACAACUGAAAAGACGUUUGAGAAAGGCUGGUCUGAAGGGUUGUGUAUCUGCAAAAAAGCACUACUUCGUCCACAGAACAAGAAAAAGAGAUAUGAGUGGGCAAAAGCUCACAAAAAUUGGACUUAUGAUGACUAGAAACAAGUUCUCUUGACUGAUGAAUAGGGUUGGGAAUCGAGAAUCGAUGGGAAUCGGGACUAAAACUUCGAUUCUUCCGGUAUCGUUCAAAUAUUAAAAUUUCGAUUCCAAGUUUCGAUGCCAGAGUCCGCCGACCGGAAGAAAUAGCCGCCGAAAAUCAACGAAGAAGAAGCCGCUUAACACCAAUGAGGACGGAGCGUAUGAGACGAAGCCACACAGAGAGAGGAGAGAGACAGAGAGAGAAAGUACAUUGCAACCCACAGCAAUGCAGCCGCUGUGGGUUACAAUGUAAUCUCUCUCUGUCUCUCUCCUCUCUCUGUGUGACUUCGUCUCGUACGCUCCGUCCUCGUUGGUGUUCGGCAGCUUCUUCUUCGUUGGUCAAAAGUUUGGCUAACUUUAGCAGGAAGAAUGAACUCUUAUCUCAAUGCAACAUUAGCAAUACAGUUAUAUCAUGCAAAGGAGGGUAAACGACCAACGUGAUUAAACGCCUCAGGAUUCAUGGAGGAGAAAUACCCGAGUGCUCGUCUUUGACGCGCUUCGCCGGUGUUGUGUCGUAGAAUGCACCCCUGACGGGAGCGCGGUUGAAAGUACACAACAAGGCGAAACAAUCCAAGUUUUUCUUACCGUUGGACGGAAUCUAAAGCGUGUGCCUUUAAUGAUUUCAUUCAGGCUAUUCAGAUAUGCCGAAAACAAUAGCCCUCUGAUUCGGAAUAUUUACUGUCCUGAAAAUAUUAUGUUCUCUACAUUAACAGCUUACUCUACAGUUUAUAUACCCAAGUACACCUUUAUGUGUGCAUUUUUGAGACACAUACAAACAAAACGAAAGUUUACUGCUCCAUUUGACACGUUUUCAUGAUCUAAUACCCGUGUUUUAUUAAAUAUGAGAUCAUAUUUCUUCCACUAAGAAGCUAAUCAGUGGAGGGGAGGCAUUCUACGGCAGGGGUGCAUUCUACAGCACAACACCUGUCUUCCGCUAACCAGUCAGGAUCAGAUAAGUGAAACAAUAAAUUACUUCUGUCCUCUGCUAACUUUAAACCGGUAAAGAAAUUGAACUGUGUACGGUGAGUAAACUUAAAUAUCCACCUAACGUUAGCCCUUGUACUUUUUCAUAGACAAACGACCUGAAAACAAAAAUUGAUAUUUAUAUACUGGUUGAAAAUAGCUCUGUGAGAAAUUCAUAGUAAAGUUCUUAAAAAGUUAAUAGGAUUUAAAAAUUCAUGGAGAAGUUCAGAAAUUUCAUCCAAAAAGAAGAGCCCCGGUUAGCGCCCUCAUUCAAACAUUUUUUUCUUUUUUCUUUUUGAUAUCCUGCCUUUUAAAAGAAUCGAAUUAGAGAAUCGAUAGGAAUCGGAAUCGAAAUGAGGAAUCGAAAUUGGAAUCGUUCAAAAUCAAACGAUACAAGUUCUCUUGACUGAUGAAAGCAAGUUUGCGCUCUUUGGUUCAAAUCGCAGAGUCUAUGUCCGCAGACAAACUGGUGAACGUCUGAAAGCACCAUGAGUUACACCCACAAUUCAGCAUGGAGGUGGUAGUUCCGUGGUAUAGGGAUGUUUUGCAGGUGAUGGAGAAGGAGAUUUUGUUUAAAGUAAAGGGUAUCAUGAAGAAGGAACAGUACCACUCCAUCCUCCAGCACCAUGCUGCUCCAUCUGGACUCAAACUUGUGGCUCAUAAGUUUGUUUUGCAGCAAGACAAUGACCCUAAGUAUUCUGCCAAGCUCUGUCAGGGUUACCUAGACAAAAAAGAAGAGGAGGGUGUUCUUCAAAAGAUGGUUUGGCCCCCUCAGUCUCCAGACCUUUCUCCAAUAGAUCUUGUAUGGGAUGAAUUGGAUCGAUCGGUCAGAAAAGUGUGUAGCACGAAUCAGCAGGGAAUGCAAUCCCUGGAACAUACCUUAGAAAACUUGUGGAACGAAUGCCUGGUACAUGCCAAGCUGUUGUUAAAGCCAGAGGAGGUUACUUUAAAAAAAGCAAAGUCUAAGGAACAAUAACUCAAAUACCUUAUAAUUAUAGUCAAAAUGUCUUCUGCUAAGUUACUCUUUACACAAUAGUCAUGUUUAUUGUGUUGCAAAGUAUAUUAAUGAGACUAUGAUCUUUUUUUGUACAAAUCUGAUCUUGCUUCCAAACUUUUGGCCUGUUGUGUAUGUAUGGUAAAAACAUGUAUAACUAACACACACACUUAAACACACACACACACACCCACACACACCCACUCCUUAUGCUUGAUUUUUCUGUGUGCCGGCACUUAGAAAGAGGGCAUGAACAUGUCUUACUCACCGUUUGAGUGUUUCUUUUUUUUUGUAGACAUACAAACUCAGAACAGUUCAGUCACAUUCAGGGUGGUACACUCCGUUAAAAUAAGUUCCUCACAUUGCUAUUAGAGUCUCUCCCCAUCUGCUGACACAGCUACUAUGAGAGAGUUUCGGCAGCUUGAAUCUGCCAUGUCUGUUUCAUCCAUUAACAAUCUUCCACUUGUAGGCAUGUGCUUCCCCCUAGUGGCUGUUAGUUGUAAUGCAUUAAGAGGUACUUUAUAACAUCUUGUGGUGUUUUUUUUCCUCUUUCCCUCUAAUUGUAGAUGCCAUGCUUGGUCUGGCUGAGAGGCUCGAAGGCCCCUUCAACUUUGAGUCUGUCAUGGAUCCCAUUGAUGUGCAGAUCUCAGACGCCAUCAUGAACAUGCAGGAGAACAGCAUGCAAGUGUCCCAAAAGGUCAGAAUCGUUUCUCAGUGUUUGAAGACAGAGUAAGAAAAAAAAAAAAAGGUAAUGACUCACACUCACUCUGCGUUAUUCUUGUUGAUUUCUCACAGGUUUUCCAAGGAUGCGGGCAGCCUAAACAAAGCAUGGCGUACCGGUCCACUCGAUCAAUCAAGGAAACAGGCUUUACCGGCCGCUUCCGCCCUUACAGUCCUGAUGCUAGGCCGACUACUGCUGCUGGCACCAGUCUAGAUAGACUGGUAAGGACCACCUCAAGUCUAACAUGAUGAAUGAACAGCUAGGAUGCAGCACACUUGAGUUACACAAACCCUUGUAUCGUAUGUCUGUUUGGUGUCUGGCAGGCUAACUGAGUUCAUAUUUCACUACAUAAAAACUACUUUAUAAGAAAGCCCAAGAGCCCUGUCCACAGUUUUAACCUACUUUCAAACAAAGGCCAUUCUUGUUUCACACUAUUUCCAGAGCUCCUGCAGCUGUUGAGGUUGGUCAAUUCAGAAAAAAGUCCACCAGGGCCCGUCCUCAUGUGAUUUAAUACUGCUGGAGAUGAUGUUGUUGAUGAUGCAUCAGGGAGCAGUAGCAUUAGCCAAUAUCCAUGAAUGAAUGUACUGUGCUGUAGGUGACUGAACCACAGUGGGUCCUGGUGGAUGUUUACUUGAGAUUAGAUUGAUCAAGGCCAAACAGAAAUAGCAGAAUAAAAAAGUGACAAGAACCUGGAACCCCCCUGGAACCUGUCUUUCAUAAACAAACUCAAAACCCUCCCUGAUAACUCGUGAAUCCACUAGUACUACACUCUGAAGGGUGAUGCAUGAUGUUGCUCAGCAAGCACGGCCUCUUCAUUUGCUCUUAAACUCGACUGUCAAAUUACCUACUUCCACUUUUUUUUUGUCCUUCCUUUUACUUAUUUAUUUACUUACACGUUUGAUCUCCUUAAAAUGGGAUGCACUGGAUGUUGGGGGGUGGUGUUUGUUAAUGUGUUCUGAGAAAACUCAAAAAAUAUUGUCUCUUUAGAUUACUGUCUCUUUUUACCUUGUUCUCAUUAAAACAUUGUUGGAAAAAAAAAGAAACCCCAGAGCACAGUCAGACUUUUUCUUAUUUUUUAUUUUUUUGCCGCAAGUCAUUAAGUCAUUUCCUGACUUUUUUCCCCUUUUUUGCAGACUAGUGAUGUUAAGAAGAAGCUGAAACAUGCAAAGAAGUUCUGGUCCACAUUGCCAGAAACGGUUUGUGCAGGAGAGAGGAUUGCACCUGGAGAUGAGUGCUGGAACGGAACAGCCAAAAGCAGGUAAGCUGCACACCACAUGCAAGACUGUCUGUGAAGUGUGAUACUGCAGCCCUUCACCUUAAUUUAUUCUGAUUCUCACUCUUUACAGGUACGAGUCAGUUGUCAUUGGCAAUGGCUUGGCCAAUCAGGUGUCAAACCCUGACGUGGAUGUAGACAUCACAAAGCCAGACAUUGUGAUCCGCAGUCAGAUUGCAGUUUUAAAGGAAAUGACGAGCUGGCUCAAAGCUGCACACAGUGGCAAUGACAUCUCCACUGAUAUUGGUGAGGAUGCCAAACUCUCUCACUUCACUCUUUAUUUGUCAAACUGUCAUUGCACUCGUCUUAAACUGUCCCUUCUUCCCAGAUGACGGAGGCAGCGGAGAAGAGGAAAGUGGCAGUGGUUGUGACUCCCCCUCCUGUGACGACGACCCGGACAUCUACUUCUCAACCCCACCAAACCCUGGCAAUCCCCGGGUCGAUCAAGUGGGGGUGGGUAAUCCUUCACCUGCAGCUGUCUCACACAGGAGUAUGGCGCUGGCGCUCUGCGGGCUGGCCCUGGCCCUGCUUGCUCCUCAUCUGAGAUAAAACUGGCUGGGCAGGGAGAGGAAGAGAAAGACCAGGAAUGAUGGAAUGAAGGGGAAAACUGCCAGAAAGACUUCUUAAGACUGCCUUCAGGACCUUAGACUGUCCGCCACUGGGGAGGAAGACUCUUCUUAAUAUCACAAUAACGUCACCUUUUAUUAUUUGUUUUAAUGUUUUUAAGGACAUCAGUGUAGAGCGAUUGGAUUUCCUUUUCAAGACAUCGACCUUUUCCCCAGAUAAACCUUCACUACUUUUGGUUCUUUUGGAGCCACACUAUGGUUUUGCUUGCAGCAUAACAAACUAUCAUCAUUUUUUGGCAAUUUAAUUAAUGAUUCAUAAAUGUGCCUUCUGCAUUGAUUGCCAUCUGGUGACUAAAUAGUAUGCAAAGUGUUAGGUUGAACAUUAAGUGCCUGUGACAGGACAUACCUUCAUAUUUCUGAGGAUCUUCAUAAUGUUUUUUCAUGAAUGUUAAUUAUUCAUAUCAAGCAUUGUUGUACAUUAUGAAUGUGCAUACUGUGAGUGUUUUGUCUGUUAAUACAUUUAAUACAUUAGCAUACAUUUAGAAGUUAUGAAGCUAGCUGUUGAUCUCAUCUAAGAAACAGUUUGAACUUUUGUCCCUCUGCUUUGGAGAAACAUUCAAAUCUUUCAGCUCAUUCCAAGAAAAACAGCGAGAUAAGUCAAAGCACAGGUAUUGAUGUUUGACCUGGGGAGAUGAAAUCAUUUUUAAGAUCUUUUUUGGUGCUCUGCAAGCUCAAACAUGCAUAUUGCAUGUCCGCUCUUAGUAUUGUAACAACCUAAUGUUUAAUUUCCUCAUUUUAACUUAAUGUCUUCAGCUUAAACAGUUCAUUCAUAAGAUCGUACCUCACGCAUGCUGUCAUUGUCAAUGCAAUCUAGUGGUGUUGAGCUGAAAGUGUCUGAUAAAGAUGAGAGAUGUAGCUAGCAUCCAGGUGAAAGGUAACUGUUAAGAGAGAGGAAGGACUCCCCUGGCAUUACCCCUCAAGAAGGCAAAGCUGACAAGUCUUGAAUGCCCCUUUUGGUACUGUAAGCUCAGUUCAGCACAGAGGACCUGACUCUAUACAGUCUUACUUGUUUGAAAAGAAACGGUGUUCAGAGUGUUUCACAUUUAACUAGAGAGGAACAAAAGACAAUGCUUUGAUCAAAAGAAAUCAAGAAAAGAUUAUUUUAAUACAGGGUUUUAUGUUGAAGAGGUGUUGUAAUUUUUAGCUAUUUUGGUAUGAAGAUAUAUAUUAGGUACUACAGUGGAUUUUACAGCUAGUUCAAGGUGGUUGAAGAGAACAGUGUGUACAGUUAUUGGGGCACUUUUGGUCAGUGUGCACAGUUUUGGGGGCUCAUUUUCUGCCCACAUCCCCCAUCCCACAGAACACACUCGUACCUCCAGAAUGACCGGUGUCAGUAUAAAUAGACUCAUCCUGAUCCAUUUGGUUUACCUAUCCUCAACCUCACAUUGUUAUUGUGAAAACUUUAAGUAAACUGUUUAAGUAUUGUCUCAAGUGCUACCAAAAUUCAUGUAAUAUAUGGUGCCUGAUCUUUUUGUAAAACCGUGGUACAUUAUUAGCUACUCCAUGAGGCAGAAAACAAUAUAAAUGUUCUUCUCUAUCUUGUGUCUGCGACAAUUCCCUGACGGGUGUUUGAGGUUUUGGUAACAGCUGACAAGCACAACAAAGAAUUGUCUUCUUUUUUUCUAAUUUGAUCAGGUCUGUGAGUCGCAUUACCUGGCCAUUUCAUCUCCAAAAUGAUGCUGCCUCAUGUAGUUUUUGUACAGUAACUUAUGCAUAUUUUUAUUUCAUUGCAAACACACUUCUCAUAAACUGAUAUGGAUUAUUCAAAAUACAGUGUUCAUUGAAAUCUUACAUUUCUCAACGUGAUUGGUUAAACUAAAGAGGAGGGGGUUGAUUAUGCAUUUUGUAAAAAUACUGAACCAUCGACCUUUUCACCUCAUUUGGCCUCGAUAUUGACAGGUUGAUUGUAAGCUAACGCGUACAUUUCUUCUAAGAAAUCCAUUCAGCAGAAUUGGAAAACGUUAACAAGAGGAAUCUAACUCUGAAACAUUUGUUAAAACAUCAAAUCAGCCCAUGAAAUACUGAAGCCCUAACUGAAAAUAAUGAAGCUGUGCUUCAGCAGCUUGAUUAGGCAUUACUUCUGCAUGUGACAAGUUCAGUUCUCACAAUUUUAUGUUCCACCUACAUUUCUACAAGGGCUUGUGCAUGUGUUUGUGUCAUGUGGAAGAGUUGUGUUGAGUGUGAAGACACCCAGCUUUUUGAGAGUUGUAAGAAAUGUUUUGGGUGAUGAUGGUGAAUGUCUGUGCUUGCGGGCCAGGGCAGCAACACUUUACGGCUGGCAGGAGCUGGUCCGGCUCCUGGAUGUUGUACAUUGGAUCCAUAAAGUAACAUCAGUCAGAAAGUUGAAAUGGAUUUUUGUUUAAGCGUUCAUCAGCCUUUGGCCCACAAGAACAGAAGGACUCAUUUUCUGAUGAGUGACUGAAUAGACUGAAAAAUGUGUAAAUAAAGAGCAGCCGUUUUAGAUGUCUCUAAAAGAGGCCAUAACAGGAAACCAGAUUUUUACUUGUCAGAGUAUCUCCUUAAUGUUAUGGAAAAACAUGAUGAGAUAGAUGUUAAAAUGUAAAAGAAAAUGUAUAUUAAACAACAUUUCUUAGUCUUGUUGAAAUAAAGACUACCAAUAUUUAAAUGUU
Messenger RNA from Xyrichtys novacula (pearly razorfish), 38049 nucleotides. NCBI's taxonomy places the organism in Eukaryota, Metazoa, Chordata, Actinopteri, Labriformes, Labridae. The record is from the annotation of a GenBank genome assembly.